Molecule: messenger RNA, 1535 nt
Organism: Rubroshorea leprosula
Lineage: Eukaryota; Viridiplantae; Streptophyta; Magnoliopsida; Malvales; Dipterocarpaceae
Source: the annotation of a GenBank genome assembly
UUAUAGGCAAAGCUAAAGCCUCUUCCUUCCGGAGACUGAAAAAAAGAGACGUGGUGACGGCCAGAUUUCGAUCUCUGAGCACGGAUUCCGAUCAUGAACGACGGAGAAGAUGCAGUUCGUCGCCGUACUGCAAUCACAGAUCACCGCAAGAAGCUUCUUCAGCAGAAAGAGCUCGAGUCCAGAGUUCGCUCAGUGAGGGAGAAUCUAAGAGCUUCAAAGAAGGAAUUCAACAAAACUGAAGAUGACUUGAAGUCUCUCCAAAGUGUUGGACAGAUUAUUGGAGAAGUGUUGCGGCCUCUUGAUAAUGAACGCUUGAUUGUUAAAGCAAGCAGUGGCCCUAGAUAUGUGGUUGGUUGCCGCAGCAAAGUAGAUAAGGAGAAACUGACUUCAGGAACCCGAGUUGUUCUUGAUAUGACAACACUCACAAUCAUGCGAGCUCUUCCACGUGAGGUUGAUCCUGUAGUGUACAAUAUGUUGCAUGAAGAUCCUGGUAACAUUAGCUAUUCAGCUGUUGGUGGCUUAUCUGAUCAGAUCAGAGAAUUGAGGGAAUCCAUUGAGCUGCCUCUGAUGAAUCCUGAGCUCUUCCUCAGAGUUGGAAUUAAACCUCCCAAGGGUGUUCUACUUUAUGGGCCUCCUGGAACUGGCAAGACAUUAUUAGCUAGGGCAAUUGCCAGUAACAUUGAUGCCAACUUCUUGAAGGUGGUUUCAAGUGCAAUAAUUGAUAAAUACAUUGGGGAAAGUGCAAGGUUGAUACGAGAAAUGUUUGGAUAUGCACGUGAUCACCAACCCUGCAUCAUCUUUAUGGAUGAGAUUGAUGCCAUUGGUGGACGCCGUUUCAGUGAGGGAACGAGUGCUGACCGUGAAAUUCAGAGAACACUGAUGGAGCUACUGAAUCAGCUUGAUGGAUUUGAUCAGCUGGGAAAGGUUAAAAUGAUCAUGGCAACAAACCGACCUGAUGUUCUUGACCCUGCACUUCUUCGCCCUGGACGACUAGACAGAAAGAUAGAGAUUCCAUUGCCAAAUGAGCAAUCAAGAAUGGAAAUUCUCAAGAUUCAUGCUGCAGGAAUAGCAAAGCAUGGAGAUAUUGACUAUGAGGCUGUGGUCAAACUUGCUGAGGGCUUUAAUGGAGCUGAUCUACGUAAUGUUUGCACUGAAGCUGGAAUGUCAGCAAUCCGUGCAGAACGUGAUUAUGUCAUCCAUGAAGAUUUCAUGAAGGCCGUAAGAAAACUGAACGAGGCUAAGAAACUGGAAUCUAGUGCACAUUACAGUGCUGAUUUUGGGAAAGACUAGAAAACUUUGCUUCUUCGUGGAGCCAUGGAAAGCAGGGCAGUGCAACUAUUUCAGACUUCAUUAAUCUGUUCUUUAUUGUCAAAGAUUGUUUUACUUAAAUAAGUAAAACAUCAACAAGCUGUAUGGAAUUUUUUUCCUGUUAUUUAAGCUUUUCCAAGAUGGUGGUUGCAGGUCUAUUCAAUUUAUUCACACUUGUAUCAUACAGAUUGAAUGAUUUCUUUAUGUUCGACCUGAGUUUAGUUCUC